UAAAGGAUAAGAAAGACAUUAAACGCGUUAAACACGAUCUGAUGGUUUGAAUAAAAAACAACUCUUGGAGAGAUAAUAAAACUCUGGAAGAGUUGGGAAGUGAAUUGAGCUGCGGUUUGAUCAGCUUCACCUGCACUACAGGAGGAGUAUGGUGGGCACCUGUGUCUGGCUGCUGCUGCUGUCUGUCUCUCUCAGGGUGUGGUCAGUGCCCAUAGAGCGCAGUCCUAACACGCAGGACCAGAAGGCGGAGGAAAAUGUGGACACAGGGCUGUAUUAUGAUCGUUACCUGCGGGAGGUGAUCGAGGUUCUGGAGACGGAUCCUCACUUUAGAGAGAAACUACAGAGUUCAAACACAGAGGAUAUUAAAAAUGGACGCCUCAGUAAGGAGCUGGAUCUGGUGGGUCAUCAUGUCCGAACUCGGCUGGACGAGCUGAAGAGACAGGAAGUGUCUCGUCUCAGAAUGCUGCUGAAGGCCAAACUGGACAGCAGCAACAUGCAGAGUGUUCAGAUGGAUCACGUCUCCUUACUGAAGCAGUUUGAACAUCUGGAUCCUCACAAUCAGAACACCUUCGAGGCCAAAGACCUGGAGCUUCUCAUCGCUACGGCCACUAAAGACCUGGAGAAUUACGAUGCAGAGCGUCACGAGGAGUUCAAGCGAUAUGAGAUGCUGAAGGAGCACGAGAGGAGGGAGUACCUGAAGAGUCUGGACCAGGAGAAGAGGGAGAGGGAGGAGAAGAGGAUGGAGGAGAUGAAGGAGAAACACCGCCAGCAUCCCAAAGUCAAUGCUCCGGGGAGCGUGGACCAGCUGAAAGAGGUGUGGGAGGAGACCGAUGGGCUGGACCCACAGGAGUUUAACCCCAAGACCUUCUUCAAACUGCACGACACUAACGGAGACGGUGUGCUGGACGAGCAGGAGCUGGAAGCGCUCUUCACGAAGGAGCUGGAGAAGGUGUAUGACCCGAAAAACGAGGAGGACGACAUGAUGGAGAUGGAGGAGGAGAGACUGCGCAUGAGGGAACACGUCAUGAAAAACGUGGACCUGAAUCACGACCGCCUGGUCAGCCUGGACGAGUUCCUCAAAUCCACGGAGAAGAAAGAGUUCAGAAGCCCGAAUGAGUGGGAGACGCUGGACGACAAGAAGCCGGUGUACACGGAGGAGGAGCUUCAGCGCUUUGAGGCGGAGCUUUGGGAUAAACAGGUGGAGCUGAGCAGGAGGGCGGAGACUCUGAGACAAGAACAGGAGCUUCUGAAAGAGAGAGGCAAAGCGCUUGAGGCCCAAAAGAAGGAGUACCAACAGGCGGUGAUGGAGAUGUCGCAGAGACAGAAAGCCCAGCAGGCGGCAAAACAACCUCCUCCAUCAGGCCCUAACGGAGAACUGAGGUUCCAGCCGGAUGCUCAGAACCUGGCUCAGGAACAGGAUCAAGUUGGAAAGGUGCCUGUCAAUCAGAACGGAGAGGUCCAGAAUGGCCCUGCUGCUGAACCACCACAGAACCUUCCUCAACACACACCAUAACAGCUCCCAUCACAUCACUCACACACACACACACACACACACACACACAGUAUUUCUAUAAGAGAACCACUAAAAUAUAAGCAAGUGACAAAUCACACACACUUACACACACUUACACCCUGCUGCUAAACCCUCUCCUCAUCAGAACCUCUUUCUGCAGCCAUGCUUUAUCGUCCGUUUGGUUUGUGGUUUUUAAUCUUGUUUGAUCUCGAGCGAUGAUUGUCGCAUGUCAAUUAACAGUAAAUUCCUUCCUGACCUAUUUGCAUAUUAAUUUGCAUAAUUAACACACAAGUUUUUAAUGAUGUGCAAAGGAAGCGAUGCAGUUCAGCUUCUAAAGCUUUAACGUUCACCAUCGUUUAACAUCGGUUACGUAGCAUAGAUCUCCAACUAGCCGAGCUGAGCCUCACGCCAUCGUGCAGCCGCAUUGCAUUCUGGGAUAUAUUUCAUGUGUUUCAGGGUGGAGUUUCAAUAGCGUGUGAAUUUGUAUAGAAAAUUUCCAGACUGAAUAUUAGCUUUACAUUUUUUGGUGAAAGACUUUUAUUUUGAAUGUAGUCCAUUGGCUAAGACGUGUGUAUUGUGUUUCAUUUUGCACUGGAGCUACAAGACUUAACGUUGCUAACAAGCCAGCAGGUUGACAGACGUCUAGACGGCGAUCAUCUUGGAUGUUCAUAAUUACUUUAUGCUGCGUUUGACUUAUCAACGAAGCGAGGAAUUGUCAUUUUUCCUGAAAUAAGGAUGCCAUCUUUGUAGAUUUGUUUGUUAUAGAUUUAACAAGCUGUGAUUGGCCAUGCUGUUAUGAUGUCACUUCCUGUGGGGGCGUUUACUUGGGGUGGGGUGGGGGGUGGAUGUCUGUUCGCUUUUGGGCAUCAGAAAUGGUUACAUCUUUUAGUCGAAUGCAGCGUUAUUCCUCUGUGGGAUUUGAUAUGACAUCGCCCCUAUAUUGAUAGGCCACACCCCCAAAAGCUGGAUGAUGAUGAUGAUGAUGAUGAUGAUUUUUUUUUUAAUCUAGUUUCAACCUGUUGCACAUUUUGCUCUAUAAAUUGCUGGAUUGUUUGGUAAAUACUUCUGUAAACACACACACACACACACACAUAGGACAGGAAUUCUCUGGAUUCUGUUAAUUAUUUUAAUCAUAAUAAAGCUGUCAUCAGAUUCUACACUGAA
Hemibagrus wyckioides is the source of this 2677-nucleotide messenger RNA. It is a transcript of the gene nucb1, whose product is annotated as nucleobindin 1. Gene Ontology annotation, molecular function: calcium ion binding. Lineage: Eukaryota; Metazoa; Chordata; Actinopteri; Siluriformes; Bagridae. Gene Ontology annotation, cellular component: endoplasmic reticulum-Golgi intermediate compartment; extracellular exosome. The transcript is spliced from 14 exons. The record is from RefSeq and is a predicted model, not a curated record. The coding region runs from base 149 to 1513 and encodes 454 amino acids.